This is a messenger RNA of Caenorhabditis bovis, 654 nucleotides long. The record is from the annotation of a GenBank genome assembly. Lineage: Eukaryota; Metazoa; Nematoda; Chromadorea; Rhabditida; Rhabditidae.
AUGUGCAGCGGCCUGCUCGUUUCCAGCGUCCAAUUACUCAACAAUGAGGAUGUUGGCCAUCUCAAGCUGCCGCCUAUCGAUUCGUGGUAUCAUUCGAGCUCAAUAGCGGUUAUCGAUCAAGAGCCGAUCAUCAACAAUAAUUGCAUCGACGAGUUCGAUGCGAAUGAGAUUCCCACGAAAUAUGAUGACGGUGACGAUUGGGUUACGGUGGGUUUCGCGGCGAGACCAACGCGACUGCCGGAAAAUUCAACUUCGAAAUGUGUCGAUGAGGAAAUUCAGAAAAUUGUCAAACGCGUCGUCAGGCUGAAUAAGGAUCUCGUCAGAAUCGCGCACAAUUAUCGUCGAAAAUCGCAGAAAUCGCGAAAAACGCGAAUUUCGACGAAACACAUGACGGACGAGCAAAAAUCGGAGCACAUUCGGUGGCAAAAUCGCAAAAACUCGCAAAAGUUUCGCGUCGAGCAGAAAAUGAGUUUGGAGCAUCUCAAAAAAUUGGGCGACAUUUUUAGAAAAUUGCUCGACAUCUUCGAAAAUCAUCGAUUGCCGAAGCACCACAUUUCUGACAUCUUCGAAUCAUCGUUGAACGCCAUCAACGAUCUCGAGCUCAAACACGGCCAACAACUGAAGGUCGUGUCUGAGAGAGAGAGAAAAUAUUAA